AGCAGGGUGGGAGGUGUGGGAGGGGGCUGUCUCCUGGGGGGCUGUGUUUGGCUCCCCAUGCCCAAUCUCCGCUGGAGCAGAGGUCAGGGGUCUCUGGGGGGAUGCUGCUGGCUGAUCUGCUGUCCUAGGGGCUCCAGCCCCGGGGGUCUCCAUGAAGGGUGGGCAGCACUGCUGGGCAUUGCUGGAGCCAGCAAUGGCAGUGACCACUGUUUGAGGGAAGGCCCAGAGGAAGUGAACUGUUGCAUGGGAGUCUCUCCACCCUGGCAUUAGUCAGCAGCGUUUGCUGCAGGAGGAGGCUGCCUGGACAGACCUGUUCCCCCUGUCUCCAGUGGCCAAGGCCAGCAGGGACAGGCACAGGAGGAAGCCUCGAUCCCUCUGUCUCUGCCGCCGGUUCAUCAUCCUGAGCCUGCUUAAUGCUGAGGUCUGAGCUCUGUGUGCCAGCUCCUGCUGAGUUAUUGCCUUCCCUGCUCUGCUGCAUCUGUCCUCCACCCCAUCCUGGGAGCUGCUUCCAGCCCUUUCCCUGCAGCCUUGGGGUUGUGCACCCUCCUGGCCCUGCCAAUGUCCCAGUGGGACCAGUGCCACCACCUUCCUCCCCCAGUUCAGCAAACUGGGUGCCACCAUGUAAAUAGCAAUUAGGACCCAGGGCAUGAAUCAGCCAGGGACAGUCCCUAGGAGCAGGCUGGGACAGGAAGAGACAGCAAUGCCACACCACACCUGUGACCCAGCCACCCUCCCACGCUCCGAGUCAUGGGGUCUUGCAGGGGAGAGCAGAGCCCCAGGGCAUUGCUCGAGCUGUGGCACCACAGGGAGGGGGAACAGGGUGGUUUUGGGGCUCCCCACCCCUCUAUUUUGCCCUGAGGAGCUCUUGCACUUGCAACCCCUGGCUGGACUGAGUGUCCCCAUGGCCCAGGGACAGCCCCGGGGGACAGUGCAGAGCUCCUGCAUGGCAGUCAUCAUGCUGGUGACACCAUCCCCUCAUCCAGGCAGGAUACUUCCUUCCAAGCCCUGCAAACUGCUUGUGGGAUAUGGCAGGGAGAGAUGGCCCAGCACAGGGACUGACCUGGGGGAUAGGGAGCUGGACUGGAGCAGCACAGGGCCUGUGCUGGGCGGCUGUACUGUCUCUGAGCGGGGAGACAGCGCUGGGGGAACACAGGGCUUGUGCUGGGGGGCUGUGCUGGCUGAGCACAGGAGCAGUGCUGGGAGGCUGUGCUGGUCUCUGAGCUGGGGGGCUGUACUGGAGGGGCCCAUGCUGCCAUGCCCAGGGGCAGGGGUGUGGGGAGCACUGGCCGCAGAGGUGGCUCCAUUUGUGCUGGGCAAGGCGAAGAGGCGGCCGUGGGCCCGGCUCCUCCCCGGCUCCGGCGGGAGCUGAUUGGCGCGGGCAUGGCUUCCUGCCCCGGGCUGCUGCAUUUGAGCCGCUUCCAGAAGCUGACAAACCAGACUGGUUAGAGCCAGGCUCGGCCCCAGCCCUGCCUGGCCCGCAGCAGGAGGCAGCUGCCUGUGCGGGUGCCCGCCACGCCUGCACCCCUCCUGGCAGAGCAGGCAGCGCCCAGCGCGUCCUCCCCGCCGGACCGUGGCGGGUCAGGACUGCGUUGGUGCUGGGGAGGAGGAAGAGGAAGAGGAGGAGGAGGAAGAAGAGGCUGUUGGAUGCUCAUGGUGAUGCCCCUCUUGGGGUGUUCUGUCGGUGAGGAUGAUGGGGGUACACCCUGCUUUGAUGGCUCCUGACCCUUUGGUCUGGGAGGGUGCCCCAAACUGCGCCAGAGGGAUGGUGGGACUCUGUGCACAUGCUGCUGCCUCCAAACCCUUCUGGCAGCCGUGCUGAAGGCUGCCUGCUGCCCUGGAGCAGCACCCACGUCCUGCGCCCAGCCCCAAGGGGUCUCCGGAGGUGGUGGGUGAGGGGGGUGGCCUUGGAGCUGCUGUCCUCAUGGAGGCAGCAGCAGGCGAGGAGGCAGAGCCUGGGCCCCAGUCUGUGCAGACGGCUAGUGGGGAAGGCUGUGCCAGGCAGUGGGGUGAGAGUGAGACUGUGGGGCCAGGGGACCCUGGGGAGCCACCCCAACUCUGUGGAGAGGCGUCUGCUGCUGCCUGGGGACACUGGAACCCACCACCAGCGGAGGAUGCAAUGGAGCCGCUCCUGCCUGGGCAUGAUGAGCCACCUGCAGGGCAGGACCCUCCUGCUGCCACCACCACCAGCCCCAUCCCGCCCUGCAGGGAGAGCCCAGCUCCGUGGGGGGUGUCUCCCAGCAUGGAAAGCGCCUCCAGCUCUAUCCUGAGCCUCUUUGGCAAGGAAGAGGCGAUGUCGAGCGAUGAGAUGGCGGCGGCAGCGGAGCCAUGCCACGUGCUGGCGGGCAGUGAGGACGAGUGCCCCAUCUGCACGGAGCCCUACGAUGACCAGCGGCACAAACCGGCCCUGCUGAACUGCAGCCACGGGCUGUGCCGCGCCUGCCUGCGCGCCAUCAUGGACACGGCCGCCGGCGCUGAGUUCGGCCGCGUGCGCUGCCCCAUCUGCCGCCAGAAGACACCCAUGCUGGAGUGGGAGAUCUGCAAGCUGCAAGAGGAGCUGCUCCUGCUGCACGCCCAGCCCGGCUCCCCCGGCACCCUGGCCACCCCCCGGCCCCCCACCCUGCCACCCCGGCGCCCCGGCCUGGCCGGUGCCCUCGAGCAUCGCUUCCAGGUGCGCUUCCACACCAGCCGCAUGUUUGGGUGCCUGCCCUGUGUCCGGUACCCGCCCUGCCUCAUCCACGGGCUGGCGCGGCUGGAGCGCCGCUGCCGCUGCUGCUACCUCCUGCUCCUGGCGCUGCUGCUGGCGGCAGAGAUGCUCAGCUUGCUCCUCAUCUUCCUCCCCAUCGUCCUCAUGGUGAUUCUCUUCCUCAUCCUCGAUAAAUAGUGCUGGGUUGGUGCCCCCAGGCUGAGCUGUGUGUGGGGAGAGGAGCCCUGCUCCUGCUCUGCCCCGGGGCUGCAGUUGGGUUGUGGUGCCAGCUGGAAGCAGGCCUGUGACCCUGACCUGGCGCUGCCGGUGAGCCCGUAGUGGUUGAGGCAGCGGAGGAGCUGGAGCAGACAGCCAAGGGAGGCAACCCCGAAGCUGGGCAGCACCGGUGCCCCACGGGGCACCAGGAGACACAGCCCUGGAGCAGCAAAGGGCGGAUGGAGUGGGACCCCUUCCUGCACUGGGAACAUCCCUGGCACAGGGCUGGGAACCAGAGGGGCUCUGCAGGCAGAGCAGGACUGUGCCAUGGGCUGUGCCGUGGGCUGUGCCACCCACGCCCAUGACAGACAGCCUGGGAUUCCCCAGCGUGGAUUGGAAAUACAACCUGCAUUUGUACCACA
Molecule: messenger RNA, 3321 nt
Organism: Pseudopipra pipra
Lineage: Eukaryota; Metazoa; Chordata; Aves; Passeriformes; Pipridae
Gene: RNF229
Product: E3 ubiquitin-protein ligase RNF186
Exons: 1
Coding region: 1922-2881 (319 amino acids)
Biological process (GO): protein K63-linked ubiquitination; protein K29-linked ubiquitination; protein localization to mitochondrion
Cellular component (GO): endoplasmic reticulum membrane
Molecular function (GO): ubiquitin protein ligase activity
Source: RefSeq, a predicted model, not a curated record